This is a messenger RNA of Trichogramma pretiosum, 1520 nucleotides long. RefSeq lists its product as uncharacterized. The record is from RefSeq and is a predicted model, not a curated record. The transcript is spliced from 5 exons. Lineage: Eukaryota; Metazoa; Arthropoda; Insecta; Hymenoptera; Trichogrammatidae. The coding region runs from base 119 to 1000 and encodes 293 amino acids.
UAUAAUUUCAAUGUAUUUUGGAUUAUAAGUCAAAAGUUAUAAAGUUAUACUUAGAACAUAAUCUUAUAAUAGCAGGAGCUUCAUCAUCAUUCGAAAAGCAUCAUAUCGACGAUUUAUCAUGUCAAAUCAAGCUAGUCAAUCAUCGAAUAUGCCAAACUACAACGUUAAUAGUGCGAAUAAUUCUAAGCAAAGUUCUAAACGACAUGCGGCCGAUCAGUUUACCAAUAGUGAUUCAAUUGAUGUGACGAAUGAUACCAAAAAUCGCUGUUUUGUAUGUGAUAAACCUUUACACAGGUUCUCAUAUUCAUUGGUUAAUGCUGCAACAAUACUUACAAAGACUCCUGUUGCUGGAAAAAUUGGAGAAAUUGUUGGCAAAAAUUGCAUAGUUGUUGUAUCUGAAGAUGAUAGUAUUUGUCAAACGUGUCUCAAUUUAUUCAAUAAAUUGGACAACUUGGAAAAUGAUUUGAGAAAUCUUCGAACCAAUCUGAUGAAGCAGUUAGAACAAACUUAUGUAAACAAAAAAAAAAGUUCAAAUACACUGCCUAGUCAUGUUAUUAAAACUCUUCAGUUGUUAGUAAAUGACAAAAAGGCAAAGAGCGAGCCUGCUGUUAAAAAAAGGAAAUUAUCGGAAAAUACAAGUAUGGUACCAAUGAAGCCCACUGUACCAGACAAUGAUAUAAGCUUAGUGAAUAAAACUUCUACAUUUAUCAUUGAUCCAAAUAAUUAUUAUUCAGAAAAUAUCGGUAACUUAAGAACUGUCGUUACACAUAAUUCGAAUGAACAUAGUAAUGAUUUUAUACGUAGUGUGUGCAUGCCGCCAAAGGAUUUCAGCUCUAUGCAUCAAAUGAAUAUUGGUUUAGAAAAUUCAAAUAAAGAGACACACCUGGAUAUGAUGAAUGUAAAUCAUUCAAACAUCGAAACAAGACAAAAUAUGAUUGAAUACAACAACUUUUUAAAAGGACUUUUUCUGACCGAUCCAUUAGUUCACUUGCCUUUCUAAGUCUUAAAAUUUUUAUUUUAGAAAAAAGAUUCUAAUUAACAACUUUGUUGAUACCUUGAAGGUAGCACUACUAGAAUAUAACAUAACUUUUUAUUAAUGUUUUGAAAAAUGUUCAAGACUGUUAUAUACUUAAGAGUAUCAAUAGUAGGCAUGUGUAAUGAAGUUAUGUUGCAUUUUAUUUUUAAAGUAUUAUUAUAGAAGUAUGAGUUUAAAAACUGUAGGGAAUUUAAAUAAUCAAAAAGUACAGUUAUGUCCCAAAAACGCUGUUAUAGUAUAGUAUUGAUUCAUACUAUUUAUAACCCAGAGAGCCUGAUGAGUACAAUUUAAAAUUAAAUAUAAGCAUAAAGAAAUUACAAAUUUCAAGCUAUGCAAAUAAGUUUCUAUACUAUGUUUCAUCAAGACAUAUUAGUUAUAGUUCAUGUAGUUAUUAUCAAUAAUACAUGUGUUAUUCAUAAUUUUUUCAUAAAAUUUCAUAUUCUGAUUCAUUACUAUGAUGAAAAUAAUGCUAUUUUAAUACAUA